AAGGGCGGCCAUUUUGUAAAUGCUGCUAUCAGGCCAUGGCGGAGAUGGAUGACGGUGAGGAGUUGGGGAUAGUGCACACGCAUAGCGGUUUAUCAUCUUCAUCUAAGUCGGGGGCAGAUAAAAUGUUUUCUCUGAAGAAGUGGAAUGCAGUGGCAAUGUGGAGCUGGGAUGUCGAGUGCGAUACUUGCGCCAUUUGUAGGGUCCAAGUUAUGGAUGCCUGUUUAAGAUGUCAGGCAGAAAACAAGCAGGAGGACUGUGUUGUUGUAUGGGGAGAGUGCAACCACUCCUUCCAUAACUGCUGUAUGUCUCUGUGGGUGAAACAAAACAACCGGUGUCCGCUGUGCCAACAAGACUGGGUCGUGCAGAGGAUCGGCAAGUGAGGACAUCCUCGCACAUCCACUGUUCUUCAUCCACUCUGGCCCCAUCCGGCUCUAGGGGACAGGACUGAAUCUUCAGCGUCCCAACAUGACUCCUCUGUGUGUGUGUGUGUGUGUGUGUGUGUGUGUGUGUGUGUGUGUGUGUGAGACUGUAAAAUGGAGUGUGUGGACUUUUACCAGAACUCCAUGUGACACUGGCUGCUUGUACUCUGCCUCUCGGUCCUACAGUAAAAUACAGGAGACUGAAGUACUAUACAGUCUCAGUGCAGCAUCUGAAUGGUGCUGUGAAUGUUUUUAAAGCAUGUUAGAAUAAAGUAAAAUAUUAAAAGCC
Molecule: messenger RNA, 708 nt
Organism: Neoarius graeffei (lesser salmon catfish)
Lineage: Eukaryota; Metazoa; Chordata; Actinopteri; Siluriformes; Ariidae
Gene: rnf7
Product: ring finger protein 7
Exons: 3
Coding region: 36-380 (114 amino acids)
Biological process (GO): ubiquitin-dependent protein catabolic process; protein ubiquitination
Cellular component (GO): nucleus; Cul5-RING ubiquitin ligase complex
Molecular function (GO): zinc ion binding; cullin family protein binding; ubiquitin protein ligase activity
Source: RefSeq, a predicted model, not a curated record